This is a messenger RNA of Fusarium venenatum, 198 nucleotides long. Lineage: Eukaryota; Fungi; Ascomycota; Sordariomycetes; Hypocreales; Nectriaceae. The record is from RefSeq and is a predicted model, not a curated record.
AUGAGCAGCCUCCUUGGGCAGCUCAACGCAAGAGAACAAAGCCUCUUCAUCGCCGCCAUCGCAGAUGUAUACGACCACAACCUGCACCUGGACGAUAAAGCAUUGGGCAUACUCUUGACGCAAAACCCCCCCACGAUACUUAUCAACAGUCACGACCCCAUUACUCCUCACCAUUGCGAGACCGUUGAAGAACCCUAA